AUGGGCAAACAUAUUACUGAGAAUCCUAGAAUAUUAGCGGAUAUUGUAGAGCCGGAGAAGAAGAGGAAAAAUCAUGAAAUGAGUGAAUGUUGUGUGGUAAUGGGAUCAUCAAAGUCCAACUGCAAGGAACAACAAUUACUGGAAGCGGCUGCUUUCCAUUUGAUUCUACUCAGCAAUCCUCUCCAACAAUCUUAUGAUUCCGAUGAUGGCUGUACUGGUAAUAGUGGUAGUCACGAUGUUGGGUUCAGGAUGAUCAUGGGGAAGAAGAAGAGGAUUCAAGAAUAUGGACUAGAAGAUAUUAAUGUUAAACCUAAGAAUGAUAGAGAUGUAAAAUCAGUCACUUCUUCUUCAUCAUCAUCUUCGUCCGCUGAAACCAUAAAAUCUGGGAUAUCGAGUGUAUCAAUGGAGGAGAAUGAAGGAAGAGUUCAAAGACUACAACAUCAUCGAUUGCGAUCCAUAGUUGAUAUUUACCAUGUCACUAGGCGGCUUUGA
Molecule: messenger RNA, 492 nt
Organism: Lactuca virosa
Lineage: Eukaryota; Viridiplantae; Streptophyta; Magnoliopsida; Asterales; Asteraceae
Source: the annotation of a GenBank genome assembly